This is a messenger RNA of Leptopilina heterotoma, 2432 nucleotides long. RefSeq names its product speckle-type POZ protein-like. The transcript is spliced from 6 exons. Gene Ontology annotation, biological process: regulation of proteolysis; proteasome-mediated ubiquitin-dependent protein catabolic process. Lineage: Eukaryota; Metazoa; Arthropoda; Insecta; Hymenoptera; Figitidae. The coding region runs from base 617 to 1816 and encodes 399 amino acids. The record is from RefSeq and is a predicted model, not a curated record. Gene Ontology annotation, cellular component: cytoplasm. Gene Ontology annotation, molecular function: ubiquitin protein ligase binding.
GUUUACGUGUGCGCCUAAUGUCAAAGUGUAUAGGGUGUAUAGUAAUUAUGUAAAUACUGUAGUAAAUCAUAUAGUAAGUGUCUCUGGGUCUCUGGCCCUCGUGGUCCUGUAAAUACAUUUAUCUCCAAGAAUUUAUUGUAAAGAAUAAAAAUUGUGGCCUUUUAUAAAAAAUGGCUUUAUCCCCUACUGUGAUUCACUUAUGCUUCGAUCAAGUUGUGAUAUUUUAAGUUCCGGUGAAAAUGGUGUUUUGGAGAAUUUUCCAAAUCAAAAUAAACAAAGUUGACAUUCCUGAUGAGAAUAAUAAUUUAUUUGAUUUGACUGAUUUCAGUCAGCAAGAAAAGGAUUUUGCAUUCGACAACUCUUUCACUGUGUGAAAGAGUGUUGCAAGAUGUUGCAACUUUAAGAAGUGACACUAGUGAAAUUGAUAGUAAGACGAAAGAAUUUUAUCAUCGAAAAAACUCUAAAUUAUAAUUAUACGAAGAUUUUAUUGAAAUGUUCAGGAAAGCUUCGCGCUAAACAUUUAUUUAAUCUGAAAGUUUCGGUGUGCUGUGGGGGAAACAAAACAAUUUUUUUGAAGUUCUGAUGUCAAAAACAUAGAAUAGUGAAAUAAACAAACAUGGCUACGUCGAGGAAAUUCAUUUCAUUGUACAGUGAAGACAAUUACAAAGAGUCUCAUGAUACUUUUUUAAAUAUUCAUAAUUAUGAAUUUGAAUGGACAAUUAAUAAUUUCGAGUUUGUUUGUAGAAAUAUAAGAGUAAUUAGAUCUGAGGUAUUUUCAACAAAGAAUUUUAAAGAUGGCAAGUGGAUAAUUGUGCUAGAACCUACAGAAUUAAUAGAAGACAACAACGAUUGCUUUAAAAUUCAUUUGUUGUUUUACGAUGCUAAAUUCAAAAUAGACAAAAAAUUAUUAAAUGCUCAAAUCUCAUUUCAAAGAAAAGUUGAUUCAAAAACAUUCCAGAAUGUGAAACUAUUUGACACUGAAAAUGCAUACCGAGGUGAAAAUAAAAUUUCUUGGACAACAAGUGGAUCAGACUUGCUUAAGGCCUUUAUCUACAGUGUUUCUUAUGCAGAUGCUAUUCCACAUAAUGUUAUAAUUAAAUGCAAGAUUAAUAUCGUUGCUUCUGGUACGACAAUAAGACAACUAUCGCUUAUUGAUAUUGAAAAAUGUAAUGGACUCGUGGAAAGUAAUAAAAAUUUUCUCGACAAUGACGAAUUCAAAGAUGUUACUUUUAAUGUUGAGAAUCAAAAAUUUACAGCUCAUAAAAUCUUUCUCGCCAGUCGAAGUCCUGUGUUUGCUGCAAUGUUCAAGAACAAAAUGUCUGAGGGACUAACAUCCAUUGUCGAAAUUGAUGACAUAAAACCAGCAAUUUUUCAAAAAAUGAUGAAUUUCAUCUACACAGAUCGAGUGGAGAAUCUAGAAGAAUCAGCAGUUGAAUUCCUAUACGUAGCGGAAAAAUAUCAACUGGAGAAACUUAAGUCUAUGUGCAUCAACAGUCUACAUGACAAUCUGUCUUUAACCACAGUUAGUAAGACUUUGGAGGUUGCCGAUUUGUAUUCAAUUGAAAACCUAAAGAAUGAAUGCUUUUAUUUUAUAUCUGAGAGAAAGUAUGACAUUAUUGAGACAAAGGAGUUUCAGGAAUUAAUGUUAACUCGUCCAAAUUUAUGGGUAGAAAUUUUAAAUACAAAAGAAACAGAAAAAAGCUCAAGUUUUAGAUAUAAAAGUUACGAAUUAAGGGGGAUUACUCAUAAGAAAAACAUUUUUCUUCAAAUUCUUUUUUCUUGCUUUUUGAAAAUCUUUAAUAUCUCUAUAGAAUAAAGGUUUUAAAAUUUUAUAACGAAAUUUAGCUCCUAUCAAAAGUUAUAGUACAUCACAGUACCGUCGUCAGAGUGUUUUUUAAAUCGGUUGCAGGGAUUCUGAGUAAACGCCUCAAAAUAAAAGUAUCGAUUUUGACGCCCUCUACAGCCUAACAUAAUAUAAAAAAUAUAAAUUUUUUUAUUGUUUUUAAUACUUUAAAUUAUCCUUUUUUUAUGCAAAAAGGCUUUUUAACUUUUAUAAUAAAAUAAGUGAGAAAAAAAAAUUUUGAAUUUUGACAUAUUUUGCACAUAUCUCAUGAGGGAACCCCCUUAAGAUAAACCUAUAACACUGCAAAAAGAAGCAUCUUAAAAUACAUUUUAGUCACUUUUAAAACAUUUUAUUUUUCCAACUUCCAUCUAUUAGAAAUUAAUGCAUUUUAAGAUGCUUUUGAUAACUUUUUGGAAACAACUUGAAAGUGACUACCAAAAUAUUUUAAAAUAAGAUACCUUCUUUUUACAGUGAAUAUUAUGAAACACUUUUCUCAAAUUACUUUAUGUUAAAAUAAUAAUAGUGUGAUCGACAUUUGUCUUUUAUACAAUAAAAGUCUUCGUAUAAUUAUAAAUGUAAUAAAAAUUAU